Messenger RNA from Caenorhabditis remanei, 1491 nucleotides. RefSeq lists its product as uncharacterized. Gene Ontology annotation, biological process: DNA replication, removal of RNA primer. Gene Ontology annotation, molecular function: nucleic acid binding; RNA-DNA hybrid ribonuclease activity. The record is from RefSeq and is a predicted model, not a curated record. The transcript is spliced from 9 exons. The coding region runs from base 1 to 1491 and encodes 496 amino acids. NCBI's taxonomy places the organism in Eukaryota, Metazoa, Nematoda, Chromadorea, Rhabditida, Rhabditidae.
AUGUUAGAUCCACGUUGGGAAAAUGAUGAAGGCACUCCAAUCGUUUACAUUUUUGGAACUUCUGCCCACGAAGGACAACAGCAUGCUCGAGCGGGAUUUGGAAUAGAUUGGGGACCAAAAAUGGCAUUCAGUAAAGGUGGAACUGCAAUUGGAGACAAAACAGAAUUGAGAGCAGAACUAACAGCAGUGUUGACAGUACUCGAAACGCCAAUCAUUAUAGAAAAAGCAGAUGAAAGCCAAAUACCGAUAUUCAAAAACGCGGCUAUUUGCUCGAGACGAGUUGCCGGAAUGCAUUCUACUUCUGUCGAACCUCUAUUUGAUGAACACCACAAUGACGGUUAUCGAAUCGUUGACAUCUAUGGAUCCUGCAAUGAUGGUCAAUCGAAUGCGUUAGCGGGAUAUGGUGUUUACUGGGGAGAUGGAGAUGUUAGAAACGAGUGUGGAGGCGUUGUUGGUCUUCAAUCUUCAUAUCGAGCAAUUUUCACUGCUUUGUAUCGAGCGCUGAAAACGGCUCUUUCUGCAAGUUACGAUGAAAUAAUCAUCCGAAGUUGUUCGACAGACGUUGACCGCUGUAUUAAAGAUUGUCGUGUUCCUAUGACGAAAAAUAAAGACAUCAUAAGCGAAGUUAAAACGGCUUUGACAUGUUUUAAAAACGUCUUUCACGUGCGUCUCCCAAGAAACAAUUCAAUAAAAGGCCAUCAAGAAGCUGAAGCAUUAGCGAACUGUCGGUCUGGAAAUCGUAGUGCACACAUAAGUAUUUUUGGAGCCGAAACAUCAAACGAUGGAAUCGCACGAUAUGGCAUUUUUUGGAAACAUGGCGAUCAACGAAAUGGAAGAGGCUGGAUAGAUGGAAAACACGGACAAUUAUGUGCAGAAUUGACUGCUCUGGAGAUUGGUAUUAAGUUUGGAUUGAAAGAGAACUACCAUCAUUUAACAAUAUACACUCACUCUGAACAUUUUAAAGAAUUUCUUAAAAACUGGCGAAACUGGAAAGAAAACGAUUGGUUCCCAGCCACAGGGCGAUCUAUAGAGUGUAAGAAGACUUGCAAUAACCUCAACCUUGCCCUGGAUAAAAUUACCAUACAUGUUGGAGAAGGACCUAGAAGUUGUGUGGAAGAAGCAAGAAAGCUUGCCUUAUCUAUUCCUGGGUUCAUUACUGUUCGUACGUUCGGCUCGAUUCAAACAGGAAACAACGAAUCAGUUGCAAGAUAUGCAGUCAUUUGGACUGCUGAUCCUUCAAAAGAUGAAUACGGUUUUGUUGAUGGAACACUCUGCCCGAUCAAAGCAAAACAGACUGGAAUCAUAAGAGCGUUAGAGCUCGCAAUUCUUCACAAUAUAUCGAAACUAAUGAUCGAAACGGACUUGAUUGAGGCUGAAGGAGUGGAUCAGAAAUUCAAAAAGAAAUUAAAGGUUUUGGAGUCCCAGUUAGAGAAGGUGCACUACAAAACACAUGCAUCAGAUGAAUUCACUCGCUUACUAGAAACCAUGUAA